Molecule: messenger RNA, 1203 nt
Organism: Strongyloides ratti
Lineage: Eukaryota; Metazoa; Nematoda; Chromadorea; Rhabditida; Strongyloididae
Product: G protein-coupled receptor, rhodopsin-like family and GPCR, rhodopsin-like, 7TM domain-containing protein
Exons: 6
Coding region: 1-1203 (400 amino acids)
Biological process (GO): neuropeptide signaling pathway
Cellular component (GO): membrane
Molecular function (GO): neuropeptide receptor activity
Source: RefSeq, a predicted model, not a curated record
AUGAGUGAAGAAGCAUAUUAUACAAUUAGCAAUAUUGUAUCAAAUAACAAUAAUUCCAAUGAUUAUAAUGAUUCAAAUAUUUCAACAAUCACAUCUUCUAAUGUAAUUUCACUACCAUUCAUAUGUAAAGUUUUUGCUGUUAUUUUAUAUACACUUUUAAGUUGUAUUGCAUUUAUUGGUAAUUUAAUGAUAAUAGUUAUUAUAUUAUAUUUUCGAAAGCUAAAAACCGGUACAAAUAUGUUAAUAAUGAAUUUAGCUAUUGCUGAUAUAAUGAUUGCAUUAAUUUGUAUGCCUUUUAGUUAUUGGCAUGUUAUUAUUUUUGAAGAUUCAAAAUGGAUUUUUGGUAGUUUAUUUUGUAAACUUUUAAAUUUUUUUCAAGCAACUGCUGUUUUUUCAAGUUCUUGGACACUUGUUGCAAUAAGUUUUGACAGGUGUCUUGCAAUACUAUUUGUUAUGUCUCGUUGGAAUAGAUUAAAUAAAAAAAGAGCACUUUAUGUUAUUUUUAUUAUUUGGUUUUUUUCAUUGUUGAUGGCUUGUCCAUUGUACUUUGCAAAUGAGAUAUCUCAUGAAGGAAAUGAUAACACUGAUACAUGUGUUGAAAAAUGGAAUUUAUUAAAAGUAUUUGGUUCCGAUGAAACAAAAAUAGUAUCGUUAUAUAAUAAAUCAUUAUUUGUUUUACAAUAUUGUAUGCCACUUAUAGUAUUAAUUGUUACAUAUACGAUAAUUGGUUUUAAAAUGUGGUUUAGUGAAAUUCCUGGCGCAGAUAGUUGUUCACAAGCAUCUAAACGUACUAAUAAAACAUUAUUACAAGAAAGACACGAAUCAGUUAAAAAACUUAUUCCAAUGGUCAUAUUAAUAAGUGCGUUAUAUGCAGGGUGUUGGCUUCCUCAAAAUUUAUUAAUGAAUGUUCUUGUUAAUGAUACUGACAUCUUAACACAUCCUUAUAUUCUUUUUAUAUGGUGGAUUGCUCAUACAAUCGCAAUGUUUCAUUCAGUUGUCAAUCCAUUUAUCUAUUACUGCCAAAAUAAAAGAAUGCGUGAAGGUUUACGGUAUUUAUUAAGAUGGUUACCAUGUGUUACCUUUACUGAAUUUAAAUUGUUAGCGUACACUAAUCAAAGAGGUUUUUGUUCGCAAAGAAAAUACUUUAAUAUGAUGUCAUAUGAUCCAUCUUCAUCAAAAAAAUUCAACAAUGAUUGUCGCUAA